Phasianus colchicus (ring-necked pheasant) is the source of this 2850-nucleotide messenger RNA. Lineage: Eukaryota; Metazoa; Chordata; Aves; Galliformes; Phasianidae. The record is from RefSeq and is a predicted model, not a curated record.
AGCUUUUUGAAUAUCCAGUUACUGCUGUUCCUGAUUUCCUAAUCAUUUUUUACUACCUUUGACCUCAUGGAAGUAUUUAGCAAGUAAGUGACCAGUUGCUUCUCUUGUACAUUGCAGGUGUCCUAUGGUUGUCAGUAGUAUCUGAGGUGUUAUACAUCAUGCUGUUAGUCGUCGGAUUCAGCCUUAUGUGCCUCGAGCUCUUUCAUUCAAGCAGUGUAAUAGAUGGGCUCAAGUUAAAUGCCUUUGCUGCUGUCUUCACUGUGCUUUCAGGUCUCCUGGGGAUGGUGGCACACAUGAUGUAUACUCAAGUGUUCCAAGUGACAGUCAGCCUCGGGCCAGAGGACUGGAGGCCACAUUCAUGGGACUAUGGAUGGUCCUUCUGUCUGGCGUGGGGUUCUUUCACCUGCUGCAUGGCGGCCUCCGUUACUACCUUGAACUCUUACACUAAGACUGUCAUUGAGUUCAGACACAAGCGCAAAAUCUUUGAGCAGGGCUUUCGAGAAGAACAGAACUUCCUAGACCAGGAAGCCAUCAAGUACUUCAGAGAAAGGUCAGUGCAGACAGCCUCUCUAUGCUCAGUGGAGGUUUUCACGGACUCUGCUAGUCUCAGAAAAUCCAGGCACGUGGGCAAAGUCCCAGAGAUACCUGGUGAAGAUGCGUGUUAAAGAGACAAGAGAUCCUACAUGGUCUGUUUUUUUCUUAAAUUUUGUGAUGUCCCAGUGCCUGCUUGUUCUCUUCUACUCGUUAAGACACAAGGCUGACCAGUCCUUACAGCAUGCAUCUAAUUCACAGAAAUUCAUAUGAAGCUAUAUUGCAAAUGCAAGCAGAUAUUCCUUCCCUGAACAAGGUGAAAUUGGGGGAGGGGGGGUAUAGCAAAUGUUACAGCUGUCCUUUCUCAGAGUGUGUAAUGGGUAAUGCCUUAAAAUCCCUAAUAGCUACUGAGAUAUAUUCCAAUCACCACUGGAGUUGCCAUCUUCCAUACUCACAUGCUACAACUCAUCCUGAACUCCUCCUCACAAAAUCAUGCAUCUGUCACAUUGCAGUGCUAUGCUCCUCUGCAGAAACACCCACAUUUCCACCCACACUGCUGCCAGGGUCCUGGAUUCACUUCAGAUCCUGGCUAGGCUCUGAAAACCCACAAAUGCUCCUUUGCUCUGCCUCUGAGCACAGCCUGUCCCUGUGUACUGCCCACCCCACACUGCUGUCCCUGCACACUGGGCCCAUCAUCAUGCACGGCCCAUUGGCACACACUGCACACAUCUGCAGACUCGGGUGGCUCUUUAGAGCCAACUGCUCAGUAGCCAGCUGGUCUUGACCACAGAGAUCUAAGUUCCAUAUUCAGUUCUUUUCUUGACCAGUAUGACAAGAGGAAUGCUACCAGCAACACCUCUCACAGGCAUUUUCCACUUCCUAACAGCUACUUCCAGCUCUGCAUUUCACCCCUGUCUAUUUCUGCUGAACCCCAGCAGUGCCACCUCCUCCCCAGCAGCAAGAGGGCUACAGGGCAGAGGUACAAACACAGCCUACAGUCAAUCUUGGCAUAUGCACUGCUCUUCCCUUCUCAUACAAGACUGGCCUCUCGCACACUCUUUGGCCUCCUAUGUGAUUCCAUGCUUGGUCCAUGACACACUAAUCAUCCCUUCCCCUUCCCCUGUACUUCCAUAUAUACACAAAGACUUUCCCCACACACAUAUACACACCUAUCAGCAACAACCUUCACCUCACUGCUUGCUCAUCACAACCAUCUGUGACAAACAUCAUUCUCCUUUCCAAACAAUACUCUGGUCAGUCUACUGUCAGCCAAGCCCUGUGCCCUGAACCACUGCUACCCAGCUUGCUUUUCUUGCUUUUACCAGUGCAGUCAGUCACACCUUGUGCUUGUCGCUGGUGGGGUUGUGCCUGAGAACACAGCCCAUGUGAGCCACAGGAGCAAUUCCACUUGCUGGAAGCAGAUCAACCACUCUGAGGGUGCUGACAUACGUCACAUAACUUAUCUUUUUGCCUAUGGAAUAAUUAUUUGAUAAAAAGCAUAGAAAAGGCCUCAGACUUUGUAGGAUCCCUCUGAAGGGCACUGGGGGUUCACAACUAGGGCACAGGUAUGCCAUGUUAGAAAGUAGGCUAAUUUAUUGUGAGUUCUGUAACUUUCUUGUUAGCUGAAAUGGCUGCUCUGAGAUACCUGCUGUCCUUCUUUGACAAGAAGCUUAAGGCUUUGCUUAAAACAGCAGGAUGUGAAGAACACAAAAACACUGACCUCAGACAACAGGAAGGUGUGAGAGGCUCCUUAGGGAACCUCCAUGGAACAAGGAGCUACUAAAUUCAGAGAAUCCUCACCAAAAGCCUGUUGCUGGAAGCAACAUAGAAGUAUUUUGGGUAAAACAUACCUAAUAAGCAUUUGUUGUUCUUCUGACCAAAGCAGCAGGUUCUCAGAGGUGGAAGAACAUGGCUGGGAAGCUUUCAGGAGACAGGAAAGCUGGCAGGAUCAGACAUCUCAGUAGCAAAUCAAGGAGUUCUCCUGAGCAGGAAGAAAGAGAGACCUUGUUGCUUAUAACAUUGCUUUGGUUAGUCAACCUUAAAUAGUCUGUGCUGAUACAAUUAUUCCUCUGUCAAAUUUUGAGUUUUCACUCUACCUUUCAAACAAUCUUGGAAGGAUCAUAAAAAUGACCCAACCAACCGUGACUUUAUUAAUUCUGCAUUUAGAGAUGGCAAUUAACUUUUAAAAACUCUUUGCAUGAAAUGAAUGUACACAGGGCAGGGGAAGGGAUCACCGCGUGCCUUUGGGGAGCACCAAGUGAGGGGAAAUGGUCAGCAGAAUGACUGAACUGAGAAUUACAGAUGUGAGACCAGCAGGAU